Solanum pennellii is the source of this 1181-nucleotide messenger RNA. RefSeq names its product peroxidase 12-like. Bases 40 to 1086 code for a protein of 348 amino acids. Gene Ontology annotation, biological process: hydrogen peroxide catabolic process; response to oxidative stress. Gene Ontology annotation, cellular component: plasmodesma; plant-type cell wall. The transcript has 3 exons. The record is from RefSeq and is a predicted model, not a curated record. Gene Ontology annotation, molecular function: peroxidase activity; heme binding. Lineage: Eukaryota; Viridiplantae; Streptophyta; Magnoliopsida; Solanales; Solanaceae.
GUUACUAUCAUUGUACAAAUUAACUAUCUAGCUAUAGCCAUGGUGUCAACUACUCUAUCAAGUUUUCUACUUGUUCUUGUUCUUUCUUUCUUUGUCUCAGAAGCUCAAAGGCCUGCUUUAACCAAAGGUCUUUCAUGGUCAUUUUAUCAAUCUAGUUGUCCUCAACUUGAAUCCAUUAUUAGAAAGAGGCUUCAAAAACAAAUCAAGGAUGAUGUUGGCCAAGCUGCUGGCUUACUUCGUCUUCAUUUCCACGAUUGCUUUGUUCAGGGGUGUGAUGGUUCAGUGUUGCUAGAAGGAUCAGCAGGAGGGCCAAGUGAGCAAACUGCAAUCCCAAAUUUGACCCUAAGAAAAAGGUCAUUCAAGAUAAUUGAUGAUCUUAGAAAAAGGAUCCAAGAUGAGUGUGGUCAAGUUGUGUCUUGCUCUGAUAUUGUUGCCAUUGCUGCUAGGGAUUCUGUUGUCUUGACGGGUGGGCCCAACUACGAUGUACCCUUAGGAAGAAAGGACGGAGUCAACUUUGCAACGGAGCAAGCGACGAUUGACAACCUAGUCGCACCCUCUGCCAACACCACAACCGUCCUCUCUCUCCUUGCAACCAAGGGCCUCGACGCGACCGAUGCGGUCGCGUUGUCUGGGGCCCACACUAUCGGUAUCAGCCACUGUCCUUCAUUCACCGACCGUCUCUACCCAAACCAAGACUCCACUAUGGACAAGACAUUUGCUAACAACCUUAAAGGUAGUUGUCCCACGGCUAACUCGAACAACACGGUCAACAUGGACAUUCGUAGCCCUAAUGUUUUCGACAACAAGUACUACGUUGAUCUCAUGAAUAGACAAGGGCUUUUUACGUCCGAUCAAGAUUUGUAUACGGAUCGAAGAACACGAGGGAUUGUAACGAGCUUUGCGGUGAAUCAAUCGUUGUUUUAUGAGAAAUUUGUUAUUGGUAUGAUAAAAAUGGGACAAAUGAAUGUGUUGACUGGUGGACAAGGUGAAAUUAGGAAUAGGUGUGAUAGGAGGAAUAAGGAUAAAAAGGUUGAUAUUGCUACUGUUGUUGAAGAAUUGGAGGAAACUUUUUCUGCUUUGUUUUAAGUUUUAAUUAAUUAGAGUUUUGGUUUUGUUGUAAUAAUAAUAAUGAGUGUGUUAAUUAACUUUUAGUAUAAUAAUCACAUUUUGUUUUGUAAGAA